AUGAACCUAAGACAAGUCUUUGUGUCUGUACUGAUGUUUGGAGUAGCUGGUCUACUCCUCUUCAUGUAUCUGCAAGCUUGGAUUGAAGAACAACAUACAGAGUCUGGAGAAAAAUUGCAACAACAGAUAAUUAAUCAGGAUUUCACACUCCCACCUCCGGGGACACCGAGGAGAGCAGCGUGGAGCAGGAGCGCUCCUCUUGGCCUCGGUAAGCACGAGAUGGCCGACUCGGGCGGCAGGCACUGGCGAGGCAGGGCUGACCCUUUCGGUGUGGUGGCUGCCUCCUUGGUGAGCCAACUGUCUGACCAGCAGAAGAUGAGUGAGUCACCUCUCAGCCGGUUCAGAGGGGUGUAUUUACCUCCUGCACUGCAUCCUUUAAACAAGACGUUAGUCAAGGGUGGCAAGUGGAAGGAUGUGGAUAGCGCCCAGGAAAAGCGCAGGUCCUUCCUGCAUGACUUCUGUAAGAAAUACAACAGCAGAAAGAAGCUGCGAACCCACCUCGUACACCUGGUGUCAAGAAUUUACGUGGAGGACAGGCACAAGGUCCUGUACUGCGAAGUACCGAAAGCAGGCUGCUCCAACUGGAAAAGGGUCCUCAUGGUGCUCAAUGGACUCGCCGCUUCAGUACACAACAUUUCCCAUGAUGAUGUGCACUAUGGAAAGCAUCUAAGGAAACUGGACAGUUAUGACCUAAAAGGGAUAUACACACGCUUGAACACGUACACCAAGACUAUAUUCGUACGUGAUCCUAUGGAAAGACUGGUAUCUGCCUUCAGGGAUAAGUUUGAACAUCCAAACAGCUACUACCAUCCAGUAUUUGGGAGGGCAAUAAUUAAGAAGUAUAGACAUAACGCAAAUGAAGAGGCAUUGAAAACAGGAUCAGGAGUUAAGUUCAAGGAAUUUAUCCAAUAUUUGUUAGAUUCCCAUCGCCCAGUAGGCAUGGACAUUCAUUGGGAGCAAGUCAGUAAGCUCUGCUACCCCUGCCUCAUCAACUAUGAUUUUAUAGGAAAGUUUGAAACCCUGGAAGAAGAUGCCAAUUACUUUUUGCAGCUGGUAGGUGCUCCAGCUGAGCUGAAGUUUCCUAAAUUCAAAGACAGACAUUCCUCUGAUGAGAGAACAAGUGCAGAAGUAGUGAGGCAAUACUUAAAGGAAUUAUCUAAGGAGGAGAGACAGCUGACCUACGACUUCUAUUACUUGGAUUACUUAAUGUUCAAUUAUACAUCACCAACUGUAUAG
Fulmarus glacialis (Northern fulmar) is the source of this 1236-nucleotide messenger RNA. It is a transcript of the gene CHST9, whose product is annotated as carbohydrate (N-acetylgalactosamine 4-0) sulfotransferase 9. The coding region runs from base 1 to 1236 and encodes 411 amino acids. Gene Ontology annotation, molecular function: sulfotransferase activity. The transcript has 3 exons. Gene Ontology annotation, biological process: proteoglycan biosynthetic process; carbohydrate biosynthetic process. Gene Ontology annotation, cellular component: membrane. The record is from RefSeq and is a predicted model, not a curated record. NCBI's taxonomy places the organism in Eukaryota, Metazoa, Chordata, Aves, Procellariiformes, Procellariidae.